AUGGGUCAUAGCUAUGUAUGCCAGAACUCUACUCCACAAAUUCCCAUAAAAAGUGACAUUUCUAAUUUAUACACUGUACAAGAGCCUAAUUAUAAUAGAUAUUAUCCUAAUAAUUCCAUUUAUAAGGAGUCAAUCCGUGCUCCCACGUUAAGUGACAAGCUUCAAAUUGUGCAUGUAUUUGAAUCCUUUUUAAACUAUCCCGUUGACAUUAAUAAGCACAAUUUAAGAUGCUCUACUGAUAUCUUCACACUUGUUGAUAAUAAGGGAUGCAUAGCAUUGCAACCACCGUCCGAGAUUAAUACCCACGGGAUCACAGGAGUAGUUGCAGUGUAUGAUUCCGGUUAUGUUACAAUUACAGAAUCAUCUUUAUUACGUGAUAAGUCGAAGGAAUCUGAAUCUACUGAACUUGAAAAUUCUAUGGCAAAAUUAUUUUAUUGGCUUGAACCAAAACUUUCAAAUGAAACAAGUAAUGGAGAUAUUCCAGAAAUUAGACUUAUAAAUGUUAUUGGGAAGAUAAUUGUUCUACCAGGACAUAUAUUUUAUUUAGAAGAAUUAUAUGAUUAUAUAACAAAGGAUUUUUCACAUUGGAAUGUAAUUUAUGACCCAGAAAUAUCGCCUUUCUUACUUAUACAAAGAUUUCGGCAAGAAACUGGAUGCAGAAUCAAUUUUAUCCCAUCAAGAAACAGUAAUGAAUUGGCGCACUCAACGGACUAUAAAGACGUUUUAACAAUGGAUGUUUCUAAUGGGUUUAAAAACGAGCUAAAUGUAGGAUUUGGAGACCUUUCCAAAUUAACUUGUGAUUUGCAUUCCAAAGCAAACUCUAUAAUUCAGACAACCAACAAUCACCACACUCCCCUAUUCCAUAGAUGGCCAGAUGAUAAGUUGAGGGCAAAAUGGCUAUUACAGGAUCUGAAUGAUCAGGAAAAGGUACGAUUUCUAAAGUCUAACGAUGAUUUUGGGAAUUAUAGUUAUUUAAAGUGUGUAAUAAUAGUCACUAACAAUAACGCGGUGAUUCAUAGCGCCCUUGAUGCUGAAUGCAUUCAAGAGUCCUAUAAAAAUAUUAGGGAAAUACUGGAAUUUUUUUCUGGUACUCCAAAUGAUAGGUUUGCUUAUUGA
Babesia microti strain RI is the source of this 1116-nucleotide messenger RNA. RefSeq lists its product as hypothetical. The record is from RefSeq and is a predicted model, not a curated record. NCBI's taxonomy places the organism in Eukaryota, Apicomplexa, Aconoidasida, Piroplasmida, Babesiidae. The coding region runs from base 1 to 1116 and encodes 371 amino acids. The transcript is spliced from 5 exons.